AUUUUUAUGACGGUAAUCCGAUGUCACGUUCAAGAGUGCACUUGCAUUUUUGUGUCAAAACUUUUACCCUGCGUGUAUAAACUUUAAGCAAACGCGGCGCGCAGUCUCCUUCUCACUCUCUCUCGCGUCGUCUGCACGGCUGCGACCGCUCCGAACCCGAACUACUCACUGCGUCGUGCGAAUAGCGCUCGUCGGCUUCAUCGCACCGGACCGGACGGAAGUUCGCUGCGUGAGCGUGUUGGUGCCUGAUUUGCGUUGGCGUCGGUUUCUUUGUGUUUCCAACCGCUGGGAUUUCGCUGGGGGUUAGUGGCGUCGAAUCUCUUUACCGCGUGUGAAGUCGCUAGACUUUGUUGUGAUUGCUGAUAGUCCGGCGGUGAUUCUGGUGCUACGCAAACGAUAAUAUCAGUGCAACCUGCAAUCUUCGCUGCUUGCGCGGAGAUGGAGAAGCGCCGUGGUGGAGCCGAAGAGGUUAUGUCUCCCGUCCCCGACCCUCCUCAAGCUGAGGAACCACAACCGACCCGCCACGCCUCGACUGCAUCAUUGAGCUUGGAGCGGCUUCCGGACGACGUGCUGGUGCUGGUGCUGCGAUACCUGGACGUGGGGUCCCUCCUGGCCUGCCGGCUGGUGUGUAAGAGGCUCGGGGCCCUUGCCCUCCAUGGGGACGCGUGGCGGCAUCGAGUGGUCGGCGGCUUCGUAGGAGGCUGCGCCUGCGUGUGUCCGGAGCUGCGACUGGCGCCGUGCGUCCGUGUUCUGUGUUUCUACACGGAAUUGCACGAUAGAGUCCCUUGUCGGGAGGCGGCGCUCGCCUGGACCCGCUGCGCCGCGGCGGAAUUGUGUCUCGAGGUAUCGGACGGUAGCGAUAACGCGCUCGCCGCAGCGGCCUUGAUCAACAGGCAGCAGGCGCUGGGCCGGCUCAAGAGUCUUCGAGUUGAACUGUAUUCCAGUAAGCCAGCUGUCAUUUCUGUGUUGACUGAAACCUGUGCGUCUACUCAUGGCCUGGUAAAACUUGAGGUGGAGGUUUGGGGAGGAAGACUGCCAACCCCCUUCCAGACAGAGUGUACUAUAUCAGCGCCGUCUCUAAGACAUUUCAAGUGUGUACUUAGCCCGGAGAUGGAGCCUUUCGUGAACCUUAUUUUGGCUGGGCACGCCGCCACCCUCGAGACAGUAGACCUGAACAGCGAAGCGUCAGGCAUGUUCUGCGUCGCCACUGUGCCCCUGCUGCUCGGGCUACCGAAACUCACCAAGCUGAGCUGCUGCAACAUCCCCGGCGUGGAGGCCGUGGCUGCCAGCCACACACUUAGAAAGCUGGAACUGACCGUGCGGACCGAGACUGAGCACCGCGGUGCGGUCGCGGGGGCCGCGGCUCUCCUGAUGCGCGCCCCGCAGCUGCGCGAAGUGAAAGUUUGGUAUUCCCCUUGCACCGCUGACGUGGGCGUGGACGUGAUCUGGGCCCUGGCGUCGUCGGGACGGUCCCCCCUCGAGUCGUUGGAGAUCGAAAAUGAUGGCAAUGGACAAUACUUCUGCCAUCUGCAGGAGCUGAUCGCCGCGAUGCCCUCGCUGCUGGCCCUGCGACACCUGCGAGUAGACGUGGGAGGAAACAUGGAGAAGCUGGACGAGCUGGCGCUGGCCAUCACCCCCGCCACAGCACCGGCCUUGCGCUCCGUUAAGCUGGGGCUGGGAACAGGUCUCUGCGGCCACGCCUGCCUCCACAGGGACGCGUUUAAGACAAAUAUGUCCAAGAAUCCUUUGCUUCAUUUGGGCUUAAGUGCAUUGCCGCAAUACUGUGGUAUAUUAUCUUGUGAGGCAUGUGGUGUGGGCUGCCACGAAGUUAUGAAGAAGUUUGAAAGUUAUGAUUUUUACCUUUUCUGGCAUGAUUUCGACACAAAAUGCCCCCAGGAUCACAGCCUCCAUGUCCAAUGGGCACUGUCCUGAGUAAGAUAAUAUUGGUUUCGAGUGAAUGUUAUUUCUGUGCCCGGCUGUAUCCAAUUUUGACUUGUUUUGUAUUGCGUUUCUUUCUUAUACCUGCCUUUUGGUCCGUGGGAUUUAUUUUAAGUAAGGUGUUGUAUUUGGUUGCUCUUGUGUGAUUUUUAUGUAUUCUCCUGUGACCCACAAAUCGCCAAAGCUUAGAGGAAGGACUAGUCCAUGGGGCUCCCAACGGCUCUGGGCGCCGUUUUAGUGGUUAAGAACCCGGUAGGGAGAGGAAGGACGGUGAGGUAUUCAUUUUGUAAUAAACAAUUUGUUGGGACUCACUGUCAAUAAA
Messenger RNA from Frankliniella occidentalis (western flower thrips), 2260 nucleotides. RefSeq lists its product as uncharacterized. Bases 439 to 1932 code for a protein of 497 amino acids. NCBI's taxonomy places the organism in Eukaryota, Metazoa, Arthropoda, Insecta, Thysanoptera, Thripidae. Gene Ontology annotation, molecular function: protein binding. The transcript is spliced from 2 exons. The record is from RefSeq and is a predicted model, not a curated record.